CCUUUAUGUACUGCUCCUUCAAAUAAGCAUCAAAACCUCAUGGGAAUAGCACAACCUCACAAUACUUCACAACGUAGAUUUUGGAGCAGCCCUUCUUCAAGGAAUGGAAAGCUUGAUUAAGCAAACAAGAUCAAGAUUUGGAGGUAGUAAAGACGAUAAAAACAGCAGCACAGCAGACAGGAAAGUCCCACCUCAAAAAACACAAUCCUUCAGAGAGAAGAAGAGAAGCCAAGGGUGGAUCAAGAAACAGUUAUCCAGACAAAUGAGUUGGGAGUAUGAUUUCAGCAGCUCGGAAUACCCUACUGCUAUUGCUGCAGCAGCUUAUGCCAUCCACUCUCUCGAUGAAUCAAGCUCGCGGGACAAAAAGGAGAGAGAUUAUGACCAGAACAACUCUUUGAGCAAGACAAAGAGUAGAGUUGAUGACAGAGAAGAAAAGCCUGGACCGCUCAAAAGUGCACUCAAGUCCUUCGAUGGAACUCCAAGGACAAGUUCUAAGGAUGAGGGUACGAUGAGUAAUAGGUUGCCCGAGAAGAAACCAACCAGGAAAAUAAGCUUUGCCGAUCUUGCUGAAAUUAGCAGCAACAAAGAUGAAAAGAUACCACUACAGAAGGACCCUGAGCGAGAUCCAUCGCUGAGACGGCCUCCAACUUUUGCAGACAAGCAGUUAAGUGUGGCUGAUAGCAGAAAACCGCUAAAGUCUCCUCCACCUCCACCUCCACCUCUGCCUCCAAUUGCAAGAAAACCUGGACCAGCAGAUUCUGCAGCUGCUGCAUGGGAGAAAGAAGAGAUGGCGAGUAUUAGAGAACGGUUUGACAAGCUGAGGGCCACGAUUGAUAACUGGGAGACGAAGAAGAAGAAGAAGGCUAAACGCAAGAUAGAAGGCAUAGAGCAGGCUGAAUUAGACAAGAGUAAAGCAAAAGCCAUCAAGAAAUACAACAGUGAGAUAUCAAGAAUUACAGGGAUCGCGAGCGGAGCCCGAGCACAGGCAGAGGAGAAUCGCCGGGUCGAGGAGCUCAAGGUGAAGGAGAAGGCCAAUAAAAUCAGAGCAACAGGAAAAAUUCCAGCAACUUGUUUGUGCUUUUGAAUUUCAUCAAGAUGGACUUAGAAAAUUGUAAAUUUGUAUGAUUUGUAACAUAAACAGAUUCCUUUGUGUUUGUAAUUU
Messenger RNA from Salvia hispanica, 1162 nucleotides. RefSeq lists its product as uncharacterized. The record is from RefSeq and is a predicted model, not a curated record. NCBI's taxonomy places the organism in Eukaryota, Viridiplantae, Streptophyta, Magnoliopsida, Lamiales, Lamiaceae.